UGCACGUGGUGUUGCCAUGCUAUGGUGCGCCGGUGAACAGUUUUGGCGGUGGUCAUUCGUCUUGCAUAGAGGUGAGCGGUGACCAUGAGGUUGUUUCGCCCUGAAUUUUGCGUGGGGGUGGCGGUGCUUUUGAGUUUCCUUUCGCUGACCAUUCUGAUGUUGUCUUCAGCGCCCAAUUCCAAUAGGGAGGCUGCGGCUACGGGCAUAGCACGGUCUCUGCAGGUUCGAACAUGGGAACGCGACUCGCAGGCUGUUGCCUCGUCCCCGGCGCUUUUGGCCUUGGAUAGUCGGCUGGAAUCCAUGGAGCGACACCUCCAGGAGUUGAGAGGCCCGAGCUAUGCGUAUCCGCAGUAUCCGGCCUAUGGACCGCCAGCAAUGGGUGCAUCCCAGGGGCAGAUGGACGCAUUGGUCCAGCAGAUGAGAGAGGCAUUUGCGAAGUCAACAAAGGAGAACCAGGUGGCGCCCCAACACCAGGACUACUGGGGUGGCUGGGAGGAGCCAACAACGACGACUCCCGUGUGGCAGGGGCAGAUCAAGGAACUUCGGGAGGCCGUGGAGCGUUUGUCGCACCAGACGGACGACCGAUUUUCGUCACUGAUGCAGCCUGGCAAAGCCAAAGGCGAAGUGUUGGAAGGGCUCUGUGCCCUGCAGAUGGUUGGCAGAUUUAAUGCGCUGCCGUUCCUUCAAUGCGACGGUCCCGACUUCGAUCCGCUCUGGAGGGAGCUGCGGGUCAUCAGCGCGGCACAUCGCCAGGACGUCAUGACCACCGCCAUGCAGCUGCUGAGCAGCGCCGCCUCCAAGGGCGCCGAGGCCGCCAGCAGCGCGGGCCUGGCCGCGCGCCAUGCGGCGCAGAAGGCGCGGGAGCACACGGAGGCGGCGGUGGUGGCGCGGAAGGAGCAGUACCUGGAGGUGAAGCAGUACCUGGGGGCACUUAAGGAGCGAGUGGAUGUCAAUGUGCUGCGGGAUGCUGGUUUCGGGCGAAAGGGCAGGUUUCUGCGGGGAGCUAAGGUUGAAGCCCUGGAGAGAUUCGUGAGCCUUUCCAAACCAAUCCGCGCCAGAGUGAUGCUGGCCCUGAGGGAGUCCACGAAGGACGCGGCCUUGUCAGACCCCGACAUGUGGAUCUGCGUGCGCGAGCGCACGGGGCGCUUGAUCGACCUCUUCUGGGACGACCUCACGCUCUACCUCGAAUCCAUGGUAUUUGAUGCCAAGGAGCAGCUCUUGAACCGCGCCGCGGACCACAAAGUCCUGGCAGAAAUGGGCAGCGAACCAAUGUGUUGCACACCCAGCUGGUUCCGAGCCAAGUUGCUGUACAACUACCUGCCCUUCGAUUUUUCGAUCUUCGGGCAAAUCAAAAGUCCGCUCUUCCUGUUGUUGACCCUGCUGUCCAUCACCCCGAUGUUCGGAAUCCGCGUGGCCUUUUUCACCAUCAUCCUCAUUUGCAUUGUGGCAGGGCGCCCACCGGAUGAAUAUCAGCUGGUGACCUUCAUUUUGAUGUUCAAGGGUGCACAGUUUUUGUCUUCAGGCGUCCUCAUGGCUUGCGUGGCCGCUGUGAAAUACUACAUGUGCGUGAAAGCUGAUGGGCACCACACCUGUGACACUGAGGGGCCGGGAGUUUCUCAAGAUCUGGUGACGAGUUCCGUGGAUUUUUUCGGCAGUUGCUUCCUGGUUUGGAUCGCCUUUCUGCUGCUGCCCUGCAGUCGCAGCUUCGGUGGCACCAGGGAUUUGGUCGAAGAUCCGGAAUCCGCUGCCGUUGGCUCCGGCUGUUGUGAGGAUUAUGACAAGAAACGUGGUGGACGGCUGACGGGGUUACUGGGAUAUGACCUUUGUUGCUUCCUCUUGAGUUGUGCCUUGAUCUAUGGCCUCACCAUGGUGGAUCUGGCCUCCACAAACCACGCGGAUCUGCAACGCGCGGCCACCGACAAAGAUCUGCUGCUGUCAGAUCUGCAGCGCUGGCAGUUCCGCUCGCGGGUCUUCUUUGGAAGGAUCUUGUAUGGUUUGUUGUCCUUUCCCUUCAUGGUGUUUCAGCUCCCUGUCCUCAGUGGCAUUUUGACCCAUACGAUCCCCACGGGCUACAAUUCGCAGGGCCUCUGCGUUCCCUAUCUCUUGCGACCCAUGCCGGACGCAGAAGGGGACGAUGGGGCUGAGUAGCGGCCACGAGUGCUCCAAAGUGAGUCGAAA
Messenger RNA from Cladocopium goreaui, 2178 nucleotides. The record is from the annotation of a GenBank genome assembly. Lineage: Eukaryota; Dinophyceae; Suessiales; Symbiodiniaceae.